Messenger RNA from Theileria orientalis strain Shintoku, 1020 nucleotides. RefSeq lists its product as hypothetical. The transcript is spliced from 2 exons. Bases 1 to 1020 code for a protein of 339 amino acids. The record is from RefSeq and is a predicted model, not a curated record. Lineage: Eukaryota; Apicomplexa; Aconoidasida; Piroplasmida; Theileriidae.
AUGACUAAAACAAGAGCACCAUUAUGUAGGUUUCGCCGCAAAAAUAAAAAUCAAUUAAACGAUAAUAUGGACCCAAAUAACGAUAACGGAAUGGAAUCCGAAGAUGAAUUGAACGUAACAAACGAAAAUGAAAAUUAUGAAAACUAUACACAAAAUGAAUUAAAUAAUAACCAUAAUACAAAUGAAACAAGCGAUACGGAAGAGGAGGUGGAGCUGGAGGAUAUCAGAAAUCUGUCAAUCACAAUGGGAGAAAACUCGCAACUGUCAAAGUUGCAGACGUUCGUAUCAAAUAAGCUGACGGAGAUGAUCAAAAGAACAAGUCUGGGAGAGAAGUGCAUGGACUCUUUGGCGCCACUGUGCCUGGGCGGCAACGGAGGAGAAUGCGGUCCAAUAGAUAAGCUACUGGGCUGUUUCGCAGAAGGAGGAAACGGGGUAAACGAAAAUGAACUGCAAGUGCCAGAAGCAGAGUCGUUCAGAGACCCGCCAACAUUGCCAUCAGGAAUUAAGUUCGUGGACGAUUUUAAUAAACUGCUGGACAAAUGGACAGAAGAAGCCUCUAACACACAGGGAGGACAAGGAACACCAGGAGCAAACGUAUUUAAACUAUUCAACCUAUCGGCACUACUGAAGCACCUGGGAGACCCAAGGUACGUGGAAAUCCUAAACAAGCUGAAACUAAAUAACCUCGAAAAAACCUGGGAACAGAUACUGGGAGGAAACGGAGAGCAGGCAGAAGGAGCACACCUGGUGAUGCAUCCACUGCCAGAGCUGCCGAAUCCAAAAGCAGUGUCAAACUGUAACACAAAGCUGGUGGACUUGCCUCAAUUGGAAGAUAAAAACGUAGACGAACACGCCUUUAAGCUGUAUUGGGCGUACACAAACACAUGGCUGAGUAAGAUGUUCGGCCCUUCAUUUAAAAAUACAAGCUUCCUCCAGCCCACGAGAAACUGGUACAUGAACAUGGAGAGAGCGUCGCAACUUUUCUUCCUAAGGUUGUCAAAAACACUGUGUUCAGCAUAG